AGAGCCGGCGCCAUGACUGCUUCAGGGCUCGUGGGCUUGCUUGGCCGCACCACUGCCACCGCAUGGAGAGCUGCAAGAUCACCAAUUCUGUGUCAGUCUUUGAGGAAAAUGAGUUCUUCUCAAGAAGGGAAGUCUGAAUCUGUCAAACAACCCCUUAGGAAGCCAAAGUUACCAGUAGGUCGUUUUGAUGCACCAGAGGAUUCCCAUUUAGAGAAAGAACCACUGAAAAAAUUUCCAGAUGAUGUUAAUCCAGUUACCAAAGAAAAAGGUGGACCUAGAGGCCCAGAACCUACCAGAUAUGGAGAUUGGGAACGAAAAGGACGUUGUAUUGAUUUUUAAGUCACAUAUUUAACUUCAAAGGACACUGUAUUGAUUUUUUUAAGUUACAUUCUUUAACUUCAGUAUCAUUUUCUGAAUAUAUACAUCUGAAUUACUUAUUUCAGAUUAUUUUCUUUUUUUUAUAUCCUUUAAAUCAUCUAAUUUCUUUUUUUUUUCUUUUUGGUGGAACUGGGGAUCACGCCCAGGGCCUCAUACUUACUAGGCAGGCACUCUACCACUGAGCUAACAUCCCAGACCUAAAUCAUUUUAACUUCUGUACUAUGUUUAACUAACUAAAUACACACACACACACACACACACACACACAUGUACAUAUAUAUACACACACAUAUAUACAUAUAUAAUGGAUUUAGAUGAAAAUAUGCUGCUAUAAAUUAGGAAAGGGAAGAUAUUUUUAUAUUAGCUCAUAAUUAACUUUAACUUAUUAGGGUAUAUAAAAACAUAAUUAUAUAAUUAUAAAUCUUUACUUCAUUUUUUUCAAUUUAAAUUAAUUAGUUGCUUGUACAAUGUAUGUGUAAAUAAAACAAUUUUAAAAUCAACUGUGCUGCCAUGGACUCGGUAAUAGUGGCUUUUUAAAUGUGAAUUAAAUAAUGUAUUAUAGUUUGAGAAACUCACAGUAAUGACAGAAAAAUCUUUAGCUUGGAGCCACUUAGAUUCAAAUCCUGAAGCCACUACUUACCAACUAUGUAACCUUGAAUAAGUUAUUAAACUUCUUUGGAAUUUGGGAAGAUUAAUAAGUGGAUCCUUUUGUAUUAGGGGUUUGCAGAGAAAAAGAACCAAUAGGAGAUACAUACGUAUAUAGAGAAAAAAAAACCAGAUCAACCUUUUAGGACAGAUUGGCUAAUGCAGUUCUAGAGACUAAGAAGUUCCAUGAUCUGCCACAUUCAAGUUGGAACUCUAAGAAAGCCAGUAGUGCAUUUUAGUCCAAAUCCAGAGGCCUGAGAAGUGGUUGAUUUAAAUCCAGUCUGAGAGCAAGAUGAGAUAAGAUGUACCAGCUUACACAGUGAGGCAGGAAAAAAAGGGGUGAAUUCCUUCUUUCUCUGUAUUUUGUCCUAUUCAGAACCUCAGCAAAUUGGAUGAUGCCCAGCCACAUUGGGAAGGAGUUUACUGAGUCUACUAGUUCAAAUGUUAACCUCAAACUAGGUGUGAUGGCAAACACUAUAAUCCUAGCUAUUUUAGGAGGCUGAGGUAGUAGAAUCAGCGGAGUCCAUAUGUCAAGACCAGCCUAGGCAACAAGACCUCCUCUCAAAAAACAAGUAAGAGGGGGCUGGGGAUACGGCUUAGUUGGUAGAGUGCUUGCCUCCCAUGCACAUAGUCCCUGGGUUCAAUCCCUAGCACAAAAACAACAACAAAAACAACAAAAAACCCACAUGCAAAAGCAACUAAACGUCAAUCUCAUUCAAAAACACCCUUAUUGACCCAUCCAGAAAUGAUCUUUAAUUUGGGCACCUGUGAUAUACUCAAAUUGGCACAAAAUUAACCAUGAUAGUGCAGAACAAUUCAUAGGACAUAUCUCCUAAGUGUUAGCUAUCAUUAAAUGAUGAAUAUUUUUCUAAGUUCCUGGGGGAUAUAUUUGAAAAUUUUGAAAUAUUUGGGUUAAAGUUGUUUUACUAUCAUUAAAAAUUUUUAUUAUCAUUAAUAAAAUCAUUAAUAAAAAAUCAUUUUAUUAUCAUUAAAAAAUAUUAGCUAAAAAUACUGAUUAUUUGCAUGGUGAACUGAAUUGGAAUAUAUAUUAGUUUGUGAAACAAAUUUCAGGUACAGAAGACAAAUGUGAGAAAAGUAGGGGAUGGAAUGGGCCAGUUUAGUCUGUUUUGAUGAUUGAAAAUCUUCUACCAUGUGGCCUUCUGAUAACUGGGUCAGGAAAAGUCAAGUGCAAUUUGCAGAUCUGAAAUGAAGGAAGAACAGAAAUUGCUGGACUCCCCUAAGGCAUCUUGCUUCUCUAGUCCUCUGGCUUCACUCAGUUGCAGAAGUUGGACCUUCAGCCCCUAGGUUACUCUUGAAUUAUUUAGGAAGAAAGAUUGCGCACCGAAUGCUUAUAUGUUAUAUGAGUUAUUUGUAUUAUAUAGUUCAGUAGUACUUCAGAGGAUUGUAGGGAGAUUUUAAGAGAAUAAGCUAUGUGUGUGUUGUGGGGCGGGGGAGAGAGAGAGACAGACAGACACUGUGAUUGAACCCAGGGACAUGUUACCAUUGAACUGAGUAUGUAUGUGAUCCUGGGGAAUUAAUCUGGAAGUGCUCUACCACUGAGCUACAUCCCCAGUUCUUUUUGUUGUUGUGUUGAGACAGGGUCACUCUAAAUUGCCCUGGCUAGCCUUGAAUUUGGCUAUCCUCUUGCCUCAGCCUCCUGAAUAGUUGGGAUUACAGAUGUGUACCACCACACCCAGCUAAGAGAAUGAACUUUAAAACAUAUAUUCUCUCCACAAACUAGUCUGCUAAUUAGCAUUAGUCAUUUUGUCUUUAUAUCAUUUGUCAUCUCUGAGUCAAUAUUUGUUCUACUUGCAAUUACUGUGUGUAGUACCAAAUAAUAACCACAUUUAUUUUAAAAUAUAAUUUAUUCAAACUCUAAUUAGUCCAAGUUAGUGAGGGUUUACUAAGUUAACAUUCCAAACUGGUAUGUUAAAUGAUUUUGUAUUGUAAAAUAUCAAUAAAAUAUUGCUUGUGUUCUA
Messenger RNA from Marmota monax (woodchuck), 3002 nucleotides. RefSeq names its product succinate dehydrogenase complex assembly factor 4 (gene Sdhaf4). Bases 13 to 339 code for a protein of 108 amino acids. The record is from RefSeq and is a predicted model, not a curated record. The transcript is spliced from 3 exons. Lineage: Eukaryota; Metazoa; Chordata; Mammalia; Rodentia; Sciuridae. Gene Ontology annotation, biological process: mitochondrial respiratory chain complex II assembly. Gene Ontology annotation, cellular component: mitochondrion.